Molecule: messenger RNA, 4745 nt
Organism: Lepus europaeus (European hare)
Lineage: Eukaryota; Metazoa; Chordata; Mammalia; Lagomorpha; Leporidae
Gene: CRKL
Product: CRK like proto-oncogene, adaptor protein
Exons: 3
Coding region: 410-1321 (303 amino acids)
Biological process (GO): positive regulation of ERK1 and ERK2 cascade
Molecular function (GO): protein binding
Source: RefSeq, a predicted model, not a curated record
CUGUGGCUAUUGGGAACGGGCUGGUCCAAACUGCCCCGGAGGCACGAAGCUCUCUGGAGUCCGGUGCUUCGUGUGACGGCGUGGGGGGCCCGUGAAGACUUGUGGGGCUGCGGAGCCGGUGCGUUCUAGGCCGGGAGUCCCUGGAGCCACCCCCUCCCGACCCCGGGGCGGCCUCCGCUGCGGCUCGGCUUCGCCCGCCCACCCCGCAUCCCCCCGGGCCGGCCCUCUGUGUGAGGCGGCCUCGGAGCAGGCGGGCGGCGGCAGAGGAUGCUGCGGGCCCGGAGCCCAGAGAAGGGUGCUGGCCGGGCCGUGUGAGCGCGCUCCGCGGUGUGCCCGGAGGCCCUGCCUCGGCCCCAGCGCCGUCUGCCGAGCUCUCAGGCUUCCAGAGCAGGCGAGAGCAGCCGCCACCAUGUCUUCGGCCAGGUUCGACUCCUCAGACCGCUCCUCCUGGUACAUGGGGCCGGUGUCUCGCCAGGAGGCGCAGACCCGGCUGCAGGGCCAGCGCCACGGCAUGUUCCUGGUCCGCGAUUCCUCCACCUGCCCCGGGGACUACGUGCUCUCGGUGUCGGAGAACUCGCGGGUCUCCCACUACAUCAUCAACUCGCUGCCCAACCGCCGUUUUAAGAUCGGGGACCAGGAAUUUGACCACUUGCCGGCCCUGCUGGAGUUCUACAAGAUCCACUACCUGGACACCACCACCCUCAUCGAACCCGCGCCCAGGUAUCCAAGCCCACAAAUGGGAUCUGUCUCGGCACCCAACCUGCCUACAGCAGAAGAAAAUCUGGAAUAUGUACGGACUCUCUAUGAUUUUCCUGGGAAUGAUGCUGAAGACCUGCCUUUUAAGAAAGGUGAGAUCCUGGUGAUAGUAGAGAAGCCUGAAGAACAGUGGUGGAGCGCCCGGAACAAGGAUGGUCGGAUUGGGAUGAUCCCUGUUCCUUAUGUUGAAAAGCUCGUGAGAUCCUCGCCACACGGAAAGCACGGAAAUAGGAAUUCCAAUAGCUAUGGGAUCCCAGAACCUGCUCACGCGUAUGCUCAACCUCAGACCACAACUCCUCUACCUGCAGUUCCCAGUACUCCUGGGGCAGCCAUCAACCCCUUGCCAUCCACACAGAAUGGACCUGUCUUUGCGAAAGCAAUCCAGAAAAGAGUGCCCUGUGCUUACGACAAGACAGCCUUGGCGUUAGAGGUUGGUGACAUUGUGAAAGUCACGAGGAUGAAUAUAAACGGCCAAUGGGAAGGCGAGGUGAACGGGCGCAAGGGGCUUUUCCCCUUUACGCAUGUCAAAAUCAUUGACCCUCAAAACCCGGAUGAAAACGAGUGAUUGCUGUCACCCUGGCUCCUGCUGCUUCGUCGUUCUGCGUGUCAUAGUCUCCUUUGAAGUGGGAAAGUGUUCUCUCUCAUAGGCGGUCACGCUGCAUUGCCGACGCCCAGCCCUGCAGACUGGCCGUCUCAUGCACAUUUGGAAUGCACACAGCGGCUGCCUCCUGGCGUUUGUAUCAUAGUCGUCUUGUCAAAGAGUAGCCGAUCUUAGAGUUCUUUUGGAUCACAAACUGGAAAUACUGGUGGAAGCACACGAGCGGAGAGAAGCUGGCGGGAGAGGGUCUUCUCAUUACUGCCCUGUAUGUCCUUGAGACUGGUUCCAGCAUGCUCCCCCGGGAAGGCCCGGGGCCACAGCGAGAUACGGCGUGUCGCCGCUCUGCAGAGUGGUGGCACCGCUGCCGUCUUGGUUUUCUCUAGACAACAGAGGAUGUGAACCUUAAAGGAGGAGAGAAUUCUGUCCUUAACCCCACCCCACUCCCCAGUCUGGCUUUUGUUUUGUUUUCUUUUGGUUUGGUUUGGUUUUGGAAGACUUAAUUAAUUAGACUUGUGUGUUCUGAACAGAUUUUUAAGUAGCAGGUUGGAUUUUUGUGGAAGCCCAAGGAGUAACGCAUGCCUCUGAGCUUCAGAACUGAAGCUGCUGUAGCUGAAGGAUUAAGAAGAGAGCACUCGUGAAGUAGAGGCCCAUGGUCUUGGUCGCCGUGUAGCACACACACACACACACACGAGCAGUCGUGCGUGCCAGGCUGUGUGCCAGCCUCUUGGAUUACUUUGUCCCCAAAAGCAUCCAUGUGGGGUGCUUGAGGAGACCUUUGCUUACCUGUUUGUUGGGGACAGGAACAGGGAGGGGGUGGGACACUUGGCCAGCUUUCUGUCCAGCAGCUCAGUGAGUGCACCCAUUGAAGGUGUAGGACUCAACAUUUCUUCAGAAAGGGAGGUUAUUCAUAGAAUCCUUGGACUCAUUGAUGAGUCCUGCGUUGACUCGUGGAAUCUGCUCACUGAAGCUCAUCCUGCCUGCCCCAGCCCAGCCUCCGCACGCUGCAGAGGAAGAUGGCGCUGCAGCUACUGGGCCCAUGGGCCACGUGGCUGAGAUGCUCCCAAGCAAAGGAAACGCACGCUCUGGGGAAACUGGUUGGUGCAUUUGAUGUCUCGCGUUCUUGUGGAGAACUAUGAACCACUGAUGAGUUUGUUGAUGUACAGCAUUUCCCUACUAGCUGAGAGAGGCCUGUUCCUAGAAGCCGGCUGAUGCCAACGUACGACCGACCCCUCACCUGCACAGACCAGGCCAGAAUCCUGGAGUCAUUAUGCAGUUGCCCAUCCUUCCUUCUGGAUGCUGGUGAAGACAGGCCUCAGCCCAGAGCAAAUACAGCAGACCUAGAAAUGUAGCAGCAGCUUCAUGUGCGGCUCAGCAUUUACCGAGGGUCUGCUCUAACACGACCCUGUCUCUGUACGCUCUUAGGUUUUGAGGUUUAGAGCAGUGUAGUCUGGUGACAGAAUCCCGGCACAGCCAUUGUGCAGUGUUUUUUCAAUCAGUAGUGCAUCAGGCAGAUAGCUACCCCGGUACAGAAUCCUGGAAGUGUUCCUGUGACGAGAUUGACGAUCAGUUGAGAAAAAUCGUCAUCAUUGCUGCCUGCCCACCUGUGGUUUUCCUGGAGGCGCUGAGAAAGGAGGAGCUCUUCCUGACUGCUGAGAGCCGUGGCUGCCUCCUGCUCUGAAGUCUGCGCUCGCACUUGACCUCUCUGGUUGGUCUGGGAAGGUUUGCUCAGUGGGCUUUGUACUGAGUCCGGCCGGCUCAGCCCAUGUGAUAGUCUCCAAAGUGCCCAGAAGCAGUGCUGGCCUUCUGACCGGUGGUCCACUCGGCCCUAGCCUGUUGGUGCUGUGCCUGGGCUGAGUGUCCAGCAGGAGGUGGGGUAUGUGCCUUGUUGAAGGAAGGCAAACCUAAGGCCUCUUCCAACCAGGUGCGGCUGGGAGGCUUGACAGCUUUUGGUUGUCGCAGCUGACUGAGAGCACACGUGUGGCUGUUUGGGAAAGCAUUGUUUCCCUUCCCACGACUGCAGGACUCGUCCAGAGGGGAGGGCCUCAGAGUCACAACACCCACUAGCCUCAGGUUCGGGGUCAGCGAGUGCCCUCCUUGCUUCGGCCCAUGGAGGUGUCUUCAGAACUCAAAGGAAGGUGAGCCUGCCGUUGUGAACCCAAGAUAACGUGCCAAAACUAGUAACUUUUUUUUUUUUUAACCUAGAACCCUUAACAGUUUUGUAAUCAGGCCGGGGGAUUCUCUGUCACAGUAAGUAUGAGAGCAGCACCUGUCUCGGCUUUGGGCCUGGGCUCCCAGUGAUGGGGAAGGUGUUUGUGCUGACUGGGGGCGGGGCUCCUCGGAGGAUUGGUCCUCACUGCUGCCUGUCUCGGCUUUGGGCCUGGGCUCCCAGUGAUGGGGAAGGUGUUUGUGCUGACUGGGGGCGGGGCUCCUCGGAGGAUUGGUCCUUACUGCUGCCUGUCUCGGCUUUGGGCCUGGGCUCCCAGUGAUGGGGAAGGUGUUUGUGCUCUGACUGGGGGCGGGGCUCCUCGGAGGAUUGGUCCUCACUGCUGCCUGCUGUGUGCUGCCCUGUUAAAGAAGGACAGCAGUUGGAUGCUAGAUUAACCCGCUGUGGCUUCUCACCUGGGAAGGACGUCCCCCUGAAGACUUGUCGAGCCUGGGUGCAUUGGCUUGUCACUUCUGUGCCACCUGCUAACAGAGAGGAGGAUGCGUUGAGCAAACGACUCGGCCCCCCCAGCCUGGACGGCUUCUGUGCUCGUGGUUGGACGUGGCGAGGCGGGAAGGACGGCUGUGUGCUCCUCGGCGCCUUGCACCGGCUCCACGCUGGCUUCCUCACAGCUGUUUACAGACCAAGGACGGCCACUGCUCUCGCCAUGUUCGCUCAGAGGAAUGGAGCAUUUCAGUUUUGAAAAGGGAUGAUGUGUGUUUCUUUUUUUGUGCCAGGCGUUUAUAAUUUAAUCCUUUAAUAUUAUGUCCAUUAACCUCUUAAAAUCAGUGAAUUCUUGAUUGUUUUAACACAGUCCCUAAGACUAAUGCUUUCUGUGGACACUGAGCCCCGCCUCAGGCACCACGCUCUGGGACCGGAGAGCCACGUUCCUGGCGACUGCUGUCCUCGCAGACACUGAGCUGGCUGUGCCUCUGGAGGAAGACAGUCCCGAGACGGGAUUGUUGCCCCUGCGGGAGGAACAGUGGCCUUGCUUCGAGACGGUCUUCACUGUGUGUUUGCAAACAAUGACGACAAUGUAAAACUCUUUUGACCUGUAACUUAAAGAUCAUAAACUUCAGGCAAUAAUAUUUUCUGUGUAAGCUUUUAAAAUUAUUUUUGGGGGAUCAUAGCUUGUUUUAUUUUGUGCUAUAAAAUUAACAGUAUUAAAUGACUUAUAUUCUUAGAAUA